Messenger RNA from Penicillium macrosclerotiorum, 2643 nucleotides. It is a transcript of the gene chsG, whose product is annotated as chitin synthase class III. Gene Ontology annotation, cellular component: cell periphery; cell septum. The transcript has 3 exons. The coding region runs from base 1 to 2643 and encodes 880 amino acids. NCBI's taxonomy places the organism in Eukaryota, Fungi, Ascomycota, Eurotiomycetes, Eurotiales, Aspergillaceae. The record is from RefSeq and is a predicted model, not a curated record. Gene Ontology annotation, molecular function: chitin synthase activity.
AUGGCCUACCAGGGCUCCGGCGCGCAUUCGCCUAAUUACGAUGGGAACCAUCGCCUGGAAGAUGUUCCCCCUUCCCAAGUCCAUGAGGAUGCAUCGCGCGGACUGCUGGCCCACCAGCAAGGCCAGGGUCCUUUUGCGACGCCCUUCGAUGACCCUCACUCGCGUGGAAUGUCGCCAGUGCGCCCCGCCUCGGGAUACAGUCUGACCGAGACCUAUGCCACCGAUACGGCCGCUCCCGCAUAUCAUGAUCCGUAUGCGACAGGGUCCGUCUACUCAGGCCAAUCCGAACACCCCGCAGCCGCCUUUGGUGUCCCCGGCCGAGUGGCAUCCCCUUAUGCGCGCAGUGAAACCUCAUCCACCGAGGCCUGGCGCCAGCGACAAGCCCCUGGCGGCGGCAACGGCGGCGGUAACCUGCGCCGUUAUGCCACCCGUAAGGUGAAGCUGGUUCAAGGUUCCGUCCUGAGUGUCGACUACCCCGUUCCCAGUGCCAUUCAGAACGCCAUCCAGGCUAAAUAUCGCAAUGAUCUGGAGGGUGGCAGCGAGGAGUUCACCCACAUGCGAUAUACUGCGGCAACUUGUGACCCCAACGAGUUCACUCUCCACAAUGGCUACAAUCUGCGUCCGGCCAUGUACAACCGGCAUACCGAGUUGCUGAUCGCCAUUACCUACUACAAUGAGGACAAGACCCUGACCUCACGUACCUUGCACGGUGUCAUGCAGAACAUUCGUGAUAUCGUCAACCUCAAGAAAUCCGAGUUCUGGAACAAGGGUGGUCCCGCGUGGCAGAAGAUUGUUGUGGCGCUCGUUUUCGAUGGUAUUGAUCCUUGUGACAAGGACACCUUGGACGUCCUUGCCACCAUUGGUAUAUACCAGGAUGGUGUCAUGAAGCGUGAUGUCGAUGGCAAGGAGACGGUCGCCCAUAUUUUCGAAUAUACGACUCAGCUCUCUGUGACCCCCAGCCAGCAGCUGAUUCGCCCAACUGACGAUGGUCCUAGCACUCUGCCGCCUGUGCAGAUGAUGUUUUGUUUGAAGCAGAAGAACAGCAAGAAGAUCAACUCGCACCGUUGGCUAUUUAAUGCUUUUGGUCGGAUUCUUAACCCCGAGAUUUGUAUCUUGCUUGAUGCAGGUACCAAGCCCGGUGGGAAAUCGUUGCUAGCUCUUUGGGAGGCCUUCUACAACGACAAGGAUCUUGGAGGUGCUUGCGGUGAAAUCCACGCUAUGUUGGGCAAGGGCUGGCGGAAUCUCAUUAACCCGCUAGUGGCAGCGCAGAACUUCGAGUACAAGAUCAGCAAUAUCUUGGACAAGCCGCUUGAGAGCUCCUUCGGUUACGUCAGUGUGUUGCCCGGUGCAUUCUCUGCCUAUCGAUUCCGCGCGAUCAUGGGCCGCCCCCUGGAACAGUACUUCCACGGUGAUCACACUUUGUCGAAACAGCUCGGCAAGAAGGGUAUUGAGGGUAUGAAUAUCUUCAAGAAGAACAUGUUCUUGGCCGAGGAUCGUAUUCUGUGUUUCGAGUUGGUUGCCAAGGCGGGCUCCAAGUGGCACUUGUCUUAUGUCAAGGCUUCCAAGGGUGAGACGGAUGUGCCCGAGGGUGCUCCAGAGUUUAUCUCUCAGCGUCGUCGUUGGCUGAACGGUUCCUUCGCCGCCGGUAUUUACUCCCUGAUGCACUUCGGCCGUAUGUACAAGAGUGGCCACAACAUCGUGCGCAUGUUCUUCCUGCACAUCCAGAUGCUGUAUAACAUCUUCAACACCAUUCUUGCCUGGUUCUCUCUCGCCUCCUACUGGCUGACCACGACGGUUAUUAUUGACCUCGUCGGUACCCCCAGUACAAGCAAUGGUGAUAAGGCGUUUCCCUUUGGCCACGAUGCGACUCCUAUCGUCAACACAAUCGUCAAAUAUCUGUACUUGGGAUUCUUGCUGCUGCAGUUCAUCCUUGCACUUGGUAAUCGCCCCAAGGGAUCAAAGUUCUCCUAUCUUGCUUCCUUUGUCGCGUUCGGUAUUAUCCAGGUCUACAUCGUGGUCGAUUCACUAUACCUCGUGAUUCGCGCCUUUAGUGGAAACGCACCGAUGGAUUUCGUCACCAAUGAAGGCCUUGGCGCGUUUUUGCGAUCUUUCUUUGGCUCUCAAGGUGCUGGUAUCAUUAUCAUUGCUCUAGCUGCCACCUUCGGUCUCUAUUUCGUUGCCUCAUUCAUGUAUGCCGAUCCAUGGCACAUGUUUACUUCGUUCCCCGCCUACAUCGUCUUGCAGUCCUCUUACAUCAACAUCUUGAACGUCUACGCCUUCAGCAACUGGCAUGACGUCUCAUGGGGUACCAAGGGUUCUGAUAAGGCUGAUGCACUUCCCUCGGCCAAGACAACCAAGGAUGAAGGCAGUAAGGACGCUGUCAUUGAGGAAAUUGAUAAGCCUCAGGCAGAUAUCGACAGUCAAUUUGAGGCAACUGUGAAGCGUGCUCUGACCCCAUACGUUGCUCCCACGGAGCACGAGGAGAAAUCUCUGGAGGACUCCUACAAGAGUUUCCGUACCCGCCUCGUCACCUUCUGGAUCUUCAGCAAUGCCUUCCUGGCAGUGUGUAUCACUAGCGAGUCAGUGGAUAAGUUCGGUUUCACGGUAUGUUAUAGAGACACCUUUUUAACUGCCAGAGUAUGA